Tripterygium wilfordii is the source of this 1665-nucleotide messenger RNA. RefSeq lists its product as uncharacterized. The transcript is spliced from 13 exons. The record is from RefSeq and is a predicted model, not a curated record. Lineage: Eukaryota; Viridiplantae; Streptophyta; Magnoliopsida; Celastrales; Celastraceae. Bases 222 to 1292 code for a protein of 356 amino acids.
UGGCCGGAGAAACCCCAAUUAGAGCCAGCGAUCGAGCCAAACACUUUUCUUGCUCGCCAAACUUCUGACCUAUGACCUAUGACCUAUGACCUAUGACCUAUGACCUAUGACCUAACGCUUCGAGGACUUUGCGUAGUCUCUCUCAUACUUCCUACGGGUUGGUGUGAAUUCUAGUCUUCAGUAAACUUAUAGUACAUAACGUAUAUUUCACUGGCGAUGCGAUGGCGCUUCCUCUCGGGAAGUUAGCAGUUCUCGUCGGCGCGGGUCUUGUUGGUUCCGUUCUUGCAAAAGAGGGGCGAAUGUCAAGUGUUUCUGAUUUUGCAUCAGGCACGCUGAAGAUAUUUUAUAGGCAACUUAGACGAGAUGAUUCAAGUUCAACUCCUUCGGUUAAGAAGCCAAACAACAAUGCUUUGUUGGAACAGGUUAAUGUCCUUCGGCAGGAGCUGCAAAUGAUAACGUCUAAUCAACCAAUUACAAUUAUAACAUCAAGUGGGACAGGUGCAAGAUAUGGUUUAAUUAUUAUUAUUGUUGUUGUUGGAUCUGGCUAUGUUUGGUGGAAGGGGUGGAAACUACCUGAUAUGAUGUUCGCAACAAGGCGUGGUUUAUCUGAUGCUUGCACAUCCAUAGCCAAACAGCUGGAGAAUGUUUAUUCAUCCAUCUCGGUUACAAAGCGGCAUUUAUCUUCAAGAAUUGAUCGUGUGGAUGCUUCUUUGGAUGAGUUUGCAGAAACCAAUGCUCGCACUGAAAAUGAGGUGGUUGUAGUGCGAAAAGGAUCCGAAAAGAUAGGGAAAGAUGUCAGGAGUGUUCGUGAUGCAGUUGUAACUCUGGAAAGUAAAAUACUCCGAAUAGAAGGGAGACAGGAUGAAACAAACAGAGGAGUAAAGAAAUUGUGCACUAUUGCCAUGACUCUGGAAAAUGGCAAACCGCCAGAGCGUAUCCAGGCUUCAACAUCCAACUCUUCAAGUAUUUCUCUUGAAUUACCACCAGUCACAACCCCAUCAAGGAGUGGAUCUCUGCCUUCGGCUUUAUCACUUGAACCACUGUCUCCCGCUGUUUCUAAAGGAUCUCUUGAGGGUACCAAUGGAGCAUCAGAAGUGGUUGAUGGGUUCAGCACUCCUAGUCCUGGGCUCCUUACUGGGUUCAGUGCCAUAGAAGACACAAACAAUGGUUCUUCAAGUUCUGGUUUGUUUGGGUUCAGAGUUCCUGGUGUCAAUGCUUCACUUCUUACUAGAACACGCAGUGCGAUUAAUGCAGUGCCGCAGCAAUGGCGUUUAAGUAGACAGCAAUCUUGAGAAUCGAAUUCAUUGAACUUCAUGAUAUGCAGCUUUGCUCUUUGGGAGAUUUUAAAGGUUGUCCGGAACCUGUGCCCCUGAAAGAUCCAAUAUAGGUGAUGGUGCCCAUACCAAAUUUAUUUAUGGAGAUAGACUGGGUACUAAAUUUUGUAGAUGUGCUGUGUAUGUUAGAAGUUUUAGUUUGUAUCAUUCUUGAUGCAUGUAACUUCAGUUAAGAGGUUCAAAGACGGACAGCGGGGGCGGUGGGGAAGGUAAAUAAAGAACAUAAAGAUUGAGGACUGUCUUGAUUACUAGUGGACUGAGUAUUUUGUUUCUCACUUCACUCUUACCUUUACAAGAACAGGAUUGAAAUAACGGAUCCAAAAUGCAUGGA